This is a messenger RNA of Plasmodium gonderi, 11229 nucleotides long. RefSeq names its product conserved Plasmodium protein, unknown function. The transcript has a single exon. The coding region runs from base 1 to 11229 and encodes 3742 amino acids. The record is from RefSeq and is a predicted model, not a curated record. Gene Ontology annotation, molecular function: protein binding. Lineage: Eukaryota; Apicomplexa; Aconoidasida; Haemosporida; Plasmodiidae.
AUGGAUCAGAACAUGGAUCCUAACAUGAACCAGAACAUGGGCCCGAGCAUGGAGAGAGCCGAUUCAAUAAAUGUAAAAGAAGUUCCCCAGAUAAGAGGAAGAAUAAAUUUCGAAAAAGAAAAAUACACGAAAGAGAAAAGUGAAAAACGCAGCUGUAGAUUAAAUAAAGGCACCCUAGAGAGAUACAAUAAUCAUAAAUCAAAUAUGAAUAAAUCAACAAGUGCUCAUAAAAGAAAAAUGGUUCGUGGAUUUAAACAAAUGAACCAGGAAGACCUCUUACUAAAUGUUCUAAGAAAAGAACACACAUAUAUAACAGAGGGAGGAGAAGAAGAAAAGGAAAAAGGUACCCCCUUGAUAUGUAAUUUUUCUUCUCCCUCUCUUUCUCACGUUAGAGAAACGGAUACAGGACCACACCUCAUUGAGGAAAGACAAAAAGGAUGCACAAAAAUUGAUAAACAUAAUGUCCAGACGUAUUAUGAAUUAUAUAAUGUAACAAAAUUUCAUCAUAUAGAUAAAGGAAGAAAAAGGAAUCGUUUAAUUAAAUUUUAUAAAGAUGCACAGAUUAAAAAAAGUGUGAGGAAAGGAACUAGUCAAUAUAUCGAUGAAGUGAUGGAAGAUAAAAAUGAUGAUCCAUUUUAUUUCUUCACUCGACAGCAUGUCGGAUGUAAGAGAAACAGAAAAGAUGAUAUAACGUCCAACAUUUUGAGCCUCGAAUGGAAUGAUAAGGAGCCUUCUAAUUUUCUGUUUAAUUGUUGCAAUCAGGAAUUAGUGAAGAAAUAUGUAAAUAUUCAUAACACUGAUUUUAUUGAAAUUCACGACAUUUUUGAUGAAACAAAAUUAAAUUUUGUUAGGAAUAAAAAUUUCUGCUUUUACAAAAAUGAACAAAUGAAUAAAUUUUACAAAGAUAAGCAUGAUCAAAAAUCGGGAACUCGACAUGCCAUCAGAGUUCCUCACCACGUGUGGGGGAAGCCCUUGCACAACCCCAGUGCGAACGACCAAUUUGCGAGGGUUCCUGGGAAGGGGAAAGGGGAUGCAUCAAAUGAGGAGGAAAAUGAGGAGGCAAAUGAGGAGGCAAAUGAGGAGGCAAAUGAGGAGGCAAAUGAGGAGGCAAAUGAGGAGGCAAAUGAGGAGGCAAAUGAGGAGGCAAAUGAGGAGGCAAACGAAGAGGCAAAUGAGGAGGAUGCAGAAGAAACGAAGCAACAGCAGCUACUACAAUAUGAGGACGGAGAAGAACAAAAUGAAGGCACGUACUUCAAUCGAACAUCUGAUGAUAGAAGUGCCAUCAACAUGCACGAUAACCACAUUUACCAUAGCAUCGAAUAUGGGGAGGACAUAUGUAAAGGGGUCUCCUUCGAAGAAACCAUCUUAGAAGAAAUGGAUAAACAGAAUGAGGAGUAUCACUUAGAGAUGGAGGAGAUAGAUUUGAGACCCAGUCGGGGGGAGCUAAUAGAGGAUCCUAUUUCCACUGAACGUGGGGAAGAGACAGAGAGGGAGAAAAAUGCUAACGGAUUGAUUGAUGGUAUGGGUGAGGUAGAAGCCUUGGAUGAGGUAGACGUGAUGGGUGAGGUAGACGUGAUGGGUGAGAUAGAUGCCAUGGAUGAGGUAGACGUGAUGGGUGAGGUAGAUGCCAUGGAUGAGGUAGAUGCCAUGGAUGAGGUAGACGUGAUGGGUGAGGUAGACGUGAUGGGUGAGGUAGAUGCCAUGGAUGAGGUAGAUGCCAUGGAUGAGGUAGAUGCCAUGGAUGAGGUAGACGUGAUGGGUGAGGUAGAUGCCAUGGAUGAGGUAGAUAUAAUCAAUGUGGAUAUCGACAAAGAAUUCGAUUUCGAUGAAGGAGAUGACAAAAUGGAAAACAGAAAGGGAGGAGAAAGUUGUUCCAAUAUUAGCAAGGACCAUGGAGAAAAAUUAUUGAGUGUAGUUAAUGAUGAAUGGGAGAACUUAUCCAAUUGUCAGGAAGAUGGCGUGCUUGAAGCAUUUAAUUUAACUGAAGAUGAAUCAAAUGAAAAAGAGAAUAACGCAUUCUUUGAUCUUUGUUUUGAUAGCAAGAAGGAUUUACAAAGAGGGAACGAUGGGACCAAUAAGACGAAAGAACAUUCUUAUUUCGAGGAUGUCGAAAUGAAAGAAUCUCACUGCAGUAGGAAAGAUGAUAAUAUAUUUUUUAACGUCUUAGAUGAAGAGGAGAUGGUGAUAAAUAGAGAUGUUCCAAAAGAUAAGGAAGACUUUGACGAAGAAUGUUCAAUUGAAAAAUGUGAAAAAAAAUUUCAAAAUAUUUUGGAAAGUCGAAGAAGUGGAGAAGGGUAUCCCAUCAAAGGAGAGAAGGAACCAAGUUCAAAACAAACAAAUAAUGAUUUUGCAAAUGUUGCAAAAUUAAGUGACAUUUUUGAUUCUAUAAAAAUGGAUGAUAAUGAGAAGGAUAUCUAUCAAACAUCUUUUAAAAAAAAUGAAGAAAAAGAAAAUUCUCUUUUAUCAGAUUUUGAUGGAAUGAUAAAAGGGCAAAUACAGGAGGUAGAUGAAGCGGAUCAACUCAAUCUAAUACCAAUACUCCCACCAGAUGAUGAUGACGAUGACCCAGUAGGAAAGUUGAAUAAAGGACAUUUGCACAUAAAUGGUGAUCAGGAAUUUAUUAAGGAUCUAGAUUUAAUGAAAGAAAGAAAAAGUUUUUCAUACAAAGAGAUGAUGUAUUAUCCCUAUGACAGUUUUAUAGACAGGCCAAAUGAAACGAGUUACACAAAUAUGAGCUAUAUGGUUCAUCAAAUGGAUAGUAGCUUGAAAAAAAGGGAGUGUACCAUUUUUAGAAAUAUUUAUCGUGAUUAUUGGGGUCACUCAGAAAAUCAUCGGCAUGAUAGUGGUGGUGAUGGAAGUUAUGGAGGUGAUGGAAGUUAUGGCAAAGAUGGAAAUUAUGACAAAGAUGGAAAUUAUGACAAAGAUGGAAAUUAUGGCAAAGAUGGAAAUUAUGGCAAAGAUGGAAAUUAUGACAGUGAUAAGAAUUAUGUCGCUGAUGACGAAUUGUAUCUAUUCGGAAGUGACAUUACGAACAAUGCGUACAUAUACAUGCUGUUAAAUUACAAAAAUAUAAACAAGUAUAGCUACGAGAAUUUUUUGUGCCCGUUGAAUUGUCAAGAUUACACAGAUUAUGUUUUUAAGGAUAGAAGAAGGGAUAAUGAGAUCCUAUAUAAUGAAAAUAUUAUUAGGGAAGUUUUUAAAAUUGAUGAAAAUGAUCAAGAAGAUACAAAAAAAGAAUUGAUUCGGCGUUAUGGAAGAGACUAUAGAAACAGAAAUGGUUUUAUUACAUUUCGUCACGACGAGACAGAUACAUUUCUUAAAAAAAAUAAACAAAUAGAAGAGGGAAUUCCAAAUGAAGUUCUCACUAAAGGAAUAACAGGAUCGAUGUAUAAAGGUGCUGAUUAUUCCAUGUCAAUGCUGCAAGAUGAUAAUAGUAAAGGCGAAAUGGUUAAUGUUCCAAAACGUAUGGAUAGCCACAUCAGUAUUGUCGAAAAUUUGACGAGAAAAACAAAUGAAAUGUUUUAUAUGAACCUGCAGAAUUAUCCAUUUGGUUGUAAAAAUACAGAUGCAGUUAAUCACAUCCAUUUAGAGAACUUUUCAAACAUAUGGAAUCAUUUAUAUUCAAAAAAAAAAUAUUUUGAAGAAAGAGGAAAAGAUACCAUCUUACACGAAAUAAAUCAAAAACUAGCAUGUCAAAUACAAAGGAACAAGCAAAUUUCAUAUCUUUUAAAAAAUAUUUUUUUAAAAAAAAAAUCCAUAUCUGACAUAUUGUUAAGAUCAUUAAUAUGUACAAGUGAUGAAUUUAAGUGUGCUCCAAAACAGCGAUAUGAUUUCUCCAUUUUAAAAAUGCACCAAUAUGAGAAGAUAUGUGAAAAUUAUGAACACACAUCUAAGAAUCAUAUUGAUAAUGCCUUAUCAUGGGUACAGGAAAGAGAGAAGAAAAAUCAAUUUCCCUCCAUCAUGGAAAACGCAGAGGAAGAAAAAGCCCCAUUCUCAUUUAAGGAAGAAAACAACUUCUUCAUUGAAAACAUCGAAUUAAGAUUGAAAUGCAUCAAACAUAUUUUAAGCAAACCUAAAAAUGUUUUUUUCUUCACAAACUUGAAGCUAGACAGCUGCUACAGGAAGAGAAAUCCCUACGAAAUUGAAAACCAAAGGAUUUCUUUUAGCACUUUAUAUACACACACACGAAUGACAAAUGAUUAUGAUUAUAAUUAUGAAUUAUCCAACAAGAAGGGAAUAAUUGCAUUUUCUCGAUUUCACAAAUUAGAUUUCAGAACCUCCAUCGAAAAGAAGUGUUUUACGAAUCCUGGAAAUUUCUCUACAGAAGAAACAGAUGAAAUAAAUGAGCAGCAAGUUAAGGAGAAAUUCACUUUACUAAAAUGGAGCUCUCUUAGUGUGGCAUUGCAAAAGUAUGCAUAUUUUCAUAAGAAAAUAUACACCUUUUUUGAUAUCUCAAGAAGGAACAACCAAGGUGAAGUUGGAGGAAUGGUAGUAAAAGAGGGAAAAGUACUGAAAGAUUCGAAAACUUCAGAAGAGAGUAUAUCGAGGAACAACCACCUGGAACUUGUCAGCAGGAUCAGAUGCAGUAACGCGUCAAGUAGUGAAAUGAAAAAGAUGGAAAAAAUGAAAAAAGUUAAGAAAACUUUAGGAAGGCAAAGACACCUUGAGAACCAAUUUAAGCAGAUCGUGGGCAUUUUGAUGGAUCCAUAUUCAGAUUUGAGUUCUUGCAGAAUUGACAAAUGGGAAAUCGAAAAUAAGUUUGACAAUUCGAUGAUAUUAAACUUUAUACAAGAAGAAAAAGAGGAAAAUCACGCUUUUCAUUUUUUCCAUAAUUCUUGUUUACAAGUAAAUGAUAAUAGCCCAUUAGUCAUUCUCGAAUACAUUGAAAAAGAUCCUCUAGUAUUACCCAAGAUUGGUAUGAACAGCAAAUUAAAUCACUAUUUUAUGAACAAAAAUGAGGAAAAUUUGUAUUCAUAUGAAUUUAAAAACAGGCUGAAGCGGAACAUUGAACCUUUUGGAGAAAUUAAUGUCAUCAAUCAUCCCAUUAAUUACUUUGGAAUUUCUAUCAGAUUGAAAAAGACAACACAAAAGUUGACAUUUCUUGAAAACGAACUUUUCAAAGCAUUCCUCUUUUCUCCAUCUGUUUAUCGCAAGAGAAGAUCAAUAUUAGAGGAUCACGGAUUGGAAGAGGUGCUAGAAGAGAAAGUGCUUGAGGAGGUAACUACGGGAAUGGAUGCUGAGAUGGUUGAGGAGGUAACUACGGGAAUGGAUGCUGAGAUGGUUGAGGAGGUAACUACUGGAGUGGAUGCUGAGAUGGUUGAGGAGGUAACUACUGGAGUGGUUUCUGGGAUGGUUGAAAAGUUCUCAAAUGAUGAAGAUGCAAAAUUUUCAAAUGGAACCCAUGUCAACUCAGCAUACCAUGAGAAGGUGGGAGAAAAUGAGACAAAAAGUACAUUCCUUAGGGGAAAAAAAACCAAUGUGAUGGAAUCUACAUCUAUGAAGGAAAAGGAGAAUCUGUUUUACGACACAGACUUUCUGCUUAUAAGGAGUAGCCUUCCAAAAUAUAAAAACAAAAUUUUUCUGAAACCAUUGCAUGUGGAUGAAAACAUAUAUAAGGAACUUGAGAAGGAGAAGGAAGAAUCGAUUCAAAGUAGAUGUGGUGCUAUGGAGUAUGGGGAAGGAAUGGACAAUCAUCCUUUUGGAAAUGUUCCUACUCAGAACAGCAACUAUUGUGAUUCGAAAAAUGAAAUGGUAGAAGGGUACAAUCUUUUCGAAAAAGAGAUGAUUCAUCAGAAUGGGACGAGAUUAAUGCACGAUGAAAGAGAAAAGAACGAUGAAGACAAAACCAACUACCAGGAGACAUCGAAAGGAAGGAUUGCUCCUUUCGUUUUGUUGGACAAGUGCAUCUUCUACAAUGUGGGGUUCUUGGACAUGCAAGUGGAAAUAAUGAACCCAUCGUUUAAACGAUACAUUGUAGAAAAGAGAAACUACGUGAGGAGUUGGUUAGUGAAAUUAAUUGUGAAAUACAAACUGAAAGAUCCCAAAAAAAUUAAAGAAAUUUUAAAAAUAAAAUUGAACGCAUUUAUAAAUGAAAAAGAUAUGAACGCAAUUGUUAAAUCGCUAGAUUUUAAUAUGCUAUUGAACAAAAAUUACAUGAAUGAAGAAAAUGAGAAAAAUUUCUUUAAAAUAAAAAAUGUAUGUACCAUUGAAUGUAUAUAUCACUAUUUACAAAUGUUAAAAUAUGAAGGAAUCAAUUUUAAGUAUAUGAUAGAAAAUGAAGAUAAAUUAAACAAAUUAAUUUCCAUAUUGAAAAUAGAAAAAGAAAGAGCUAAAAAUAAUAUUGAAAAUAUAAAAAAAAGAAUGAAACUUAUCUAUCGAAAAUAUUGCUACAAGAGAGAAGCAAAAACUAUAAAUUUUAAAUUAAAAAAAAAAGAUAUUCAAAUUAGUCCUAUAAAAAAUUAUACAUAUAUUGGAACACACUUUUUUGAUGAAAAUAUGCUGAAUUAUUUGCUCUAUAUUAAAUACUUAAUUUCUUAUUCUCCAUGGAACAUUUUAAAAGAUUACAAUUUUGCACCCUCUCAAAUCGAUAAACCUGUAAACCCAGUUGAUCCUGAUGAAGGGGGAACUCACAUCAGUAGCAACAGCAGGAGGAGGAGGUGUAUGAGAAGAAGAAGAAGAAGAGGAAAAAAAAAAAUAAAAAAAAGUAUGGAAAUGAUAAUGAAUAUAAGAGGAAACAUGAAUAUGAUACGAAAAAGGAAGAGAAGGAGAAGGAGGAGGAAGAAGAAGAAGAAGGAGGAGGAAAAGAAGCAGAGGGAAAACAAAAGGAGUUCCAUAGGAUCUGUGGCAGAUCUGUUGAAAUGUGAUUAUAAGAGAAGAGGAUCAGGAGGAAGAGACAAUGGAUUAAAUGUGACAAAUGGUGGAGAAUUUGCAUUAGGAUCUGAUAAUGAUGACGAAAAUGAUGAAGAAGCCAAGACUUAUGCAAACUCAAGUGAUGAAUGCAAUCGUAGAAUGAAAAUAAAAGGGGAAAAGAAGACUAAAUCAAGGAUAAGAAAAGAAAACCAAUCUGGAUAUUUCACUAAUGAAGAAGCAAAUCAUGUGGACUUGGGUCCCCCGUCUUAUUCAUCUAAUGAGGAGGACUUAUAUCUUAAGCAAGGGAUGAAACACCAAAGAGCAACAUAUGAAAGCACACACAGGAAAGGAGGAGAAGAUGGAAAUGCAAGUAGAAGGAGGAGAAAAAUACAGAAUGAAAGAAAUAAAAAUAUGAACGCGACUGAUAAAGAAAUGAGUGACACAAAAUCGGGUUCAAGUAUGAAUAAAAAAAAAAUGAGAAAAAAUUAUUUCUAUGCUAUGUAUCUAUAUAAUCAAGUUGCAUUCAACGAAAAGAAAGUACAGAAUGAGGAACUACUAGCACACAAAUCAAAAAACAGAAAUUAUCAAAUUCGUAUGACACAUAGGAAGCAACACAUUCACGACUUUAAGAACAACACUAGAAUCUUCCCUGCCCAAUGGAAAAACAAAUGCAAACUGUACGAGCAAAGUAAUAAUAUUCACAAGAAGGAAAUAUUCAGGAGAGAUAAAAAUGGAAACAAGAGGAUCGAUAAAAAAGGAAACCUAAAUUAUUCUAGAAAUAACCAGGGAUACUUUUUGCGAGGUAGAGGGAAAUGCAACUUUAGUUAUUUUCACACGAAGAAACAUUUGAUCAUUGGUAGGAAUGAUAUGAGGAAGGAGAGCAGGGGCGUGGAUCCUUCAGUGUCGAACAAGCGCAGGGGAGUCUAUGGUGCUGUAGAAGAAGUGGAAGAAGUGGAAGAAGUGGACGAGGCAGACGAAGCGGACGAAGCGGACGAGGCGGACGAGGCGGACGAGGCGGACGAGGCGGACGAAGUGAACAAAGCAACUAGCCGAAGGGGAGGAAAUUUCCAAGAUGGACAACGAUUCUACAAUGAAGAUAAUCCAUUAGAAGAAAAGAGAAAAAACGUGCUGGAGAAGAGGAAAAGACAAAUGUUAGACAUAGAAAGAGGAAGAACGAAUGAUGAAACUGAAAAGAAAAUGACAAGAGGUGAAAACGUACUUAAUAAUACAAAAAUAGUAGCUCAUUUAAAUUCUAGAGAUAUAGCUAAGACAUUACUGACCAUUGGUUUUAGCAUGGAUGAAUUAACAAAAAUGAGUAGAAGUGAACAGAUAAGUAAAUUAAAAAGGUGCAUAAGAGAAGGAAGAGUAACGAGGCAAAAUAAAAUUAUAUACAUAUGUAUGAUAAAAAAAAUAAUUUUAGAACAAUUUAAAAAUUUGUAUGUACCUGUUCAGUUAAAAUUAAAUAAUAACAUCUUAUAUCUUAGCGAGAGAAAAAAUACCUUAACAUGUUCAUUCACUGAUUAUCCUUAUGGUGCUUCCAAUAUCGAUCGUGCUGCCUAUUAUGAUGAAAAUAGAAAGCCCUUAACCAAUGUAACUACUUCUACACAUUCAGCAGAUGACCAUUUUGGAAGCGAUGAUUGUACAAAGGAACAUGUAUAUUAUAAGAGAAAGAAAAUUGAAAAAAACAGAAUUAAGUUAAUAAGGAGCUUUUUUCAUGCAUCUUCAAGUGAGAAUGAGGGUUCUUCCUUAUACUCAUCUUCGGCAUCCUCAACAUCCACAUCGACAUCCAUAGAUGACUCGUCCGAUUCUACAUCUGAUGAGUUGAGCCCCUUGGAGAAGGUGGAUCAGAAGCAGGGAAGCACGUGCACUGGUCGUGAACGGAAAGUAGCGAGGGGCAAGGAAGACGGAGGUGGGGACAGCGGUCAUAACAGCGAUGGUGAUGAUGAUAAGGCUGAUGACAAUGAAGAUGAUGAUGACGAUGAGGAGGAUGAAGAAAUGAAACACCUAGAAGUAAUACGAGAAAUACAGACGAAGAAAAAUAACUAUGAAGACGAUGAAAACAAUUAUAAAAUGGUUCAUUGUCUGAAGUGGACAAGGGUAUACGUUAGAAAAACGAAUAAUAAUGACAUUGUUAAUGAUGAGAACAAUGCAAAUUUCUCCAAAUAUGAAUACCAUAAAGGAAAUAUGAACAACAGUGAUGACAUCUUAAACGAGGCUGAAAAAGAUGCAAAUGUUUUGCUGAAUGUGGAAAGGACAAACGUACACACACGUGUUCAUUCAGUAGAAAAUAAAGAUUUAUUGGAUAAUAUGAAAAAGGGAGUGUCAAAAUAUAGUAACAAAAAGGAAGAUGAUGCAAAUAUGAAACACCCACUCAAGGAUAUCGAAAAUAUACUCAUUGAUGAUAAUGACAAAAUAGAUCAUGUACACACCUUGUACAUAUAUGGAGAAAAAAAUAUCAACACAUUUUUGAAAUGGAAAAGUUUUAGAUGUAUGCUUAAAAAAUAUUUUUCUCUUAUAAAUAAAAAUCAUAUCAAUGCAAAUGUGACAACAGAUGAAGGAGCAAUUAGAGAUAAGUCAGUCCAUAAGGAUUAUCCAUAUGUCGAUGAAGAUGCGGGUGAAACUUUUGAUAAAAGCAAUUUCCUCUUCAACAAAAUGAAGAAAAUAAGAUAUAAAAAACUUGUCAGCCACGGAGAAAUGGAAGGAAAAUCAAGAGGAGAAAAUGUGUUACCCAACCUUGCUUACUCCAGUUUUAAAAAUGUUCUUAGCAUAUUCCCAACCGUAGGAGAGGAAUUAAAAACAUGGCAUUUGAGCAAAAAUCAGACAAAUAAAAAUGAAUUAAAAGUAGAAAAGAAAAAAAAAAGAAAGAAGAAAGUUAUGAACGAAAAUAAUGUAAAAGAGAAGGGAAGAAAAAAACGAAAACGUGCAGAAUAUUUUGUUGAUUCGAACAAUAGCGCAAUGAAAAUUAUCAGUAAAAAAAAAUAUGCAAAUACAAAUUAUUCAAUCAAUAUUAAGAAGAACAACAAAUCGAUACACACAUCUGCCUCUCUUGCGGCAUCCAGACGACGAGGGAUCCCUAUGCUUUCGAUUAGUCCAAUGCAACAGUUAGAAAUCAACAAAAGGGGAAAACGAAGACGAAGGGUUUCAAAAUUGAAGUUUAUGAAAAAUAACGAAGAGGAGGAAGUUGGGGAAGAGACAGAGGAAGAUAUCGUAGUUGACACAGACGAAUGGGAUGGGGCUGAAGAAGUGGAAGAGGUGGAACAAGUUGACCAAAUGGACCAAGUGGAAAAAGUGGAGGAAGGGGAAGAAGAAAGCGAGGUGCAGAAAGGAAAAAAACACCUGAGGAAACAACAUUUAUCCAAAAGCAGUAUGACUCUGACACACUCCUCUAUGAAGGAUGACGAGGAGGAGGAUGAAAAUGCAGAUCGAAUGAAUAAGAAAAAAAGGAAGCGGGGAAGAGAAGAACAGGGAAUAGAAAGGAAAUCAGAACGUGACGAACGAGCAGAACAAAGAAAAAAAAAUUAUGAGCUUAGAACAAGCCUUACCACUGCAGCAGAAAAAGACAUACGAAGAAGCACGAGUAUUAUAUCAGGUGGAAGCAUAAAUGAAGUGACCAGAUCGAAUGACAAAAAUGGAGAUGAAAACACACGAAAACAAACAAAGAAAGGAAAUACAUAUAAUUAUAUAAAAGAAAUUAUCGAAAAAUUUAACGAUAAUUUAUUAUCAAUUAUGAUGAACAUUUCAGAAGUUAUGAAUUAUAAAGCUUUUUUAAAUGAAGUUAAUGAAAGUUAUGCCCCCAUGUAUUACACUGUUGUUCAAAAACCCAUGUAUAUAAAUAAAAUAAUAUUUCGUUGUAAAAAAAGGAAAUACAACAAUUUGAAUUUAUUUUUUGAUGAUGUAAAUUUGAUAGUCACGAAUUGUAAGCUGUAUAACACUCCCAUGUCUGUUAGUGCAUAUCUCUGUGUCAUUGUUGAUAAUAUGUUUUCUGACAUUGUGAACAAAGUAAAGACAGAUGAAAAUCUACAGAAUUAUAAUACUAUACUCAUGGAGCAUUUUUAUAAAAAUAAAAAUUUAAAUUAUACUUGGGAAACCCAAAACAUGGAAGCGAAUGAUGUUUUUACCGCAUCCCUAACUUCAUCAAAUUGUAUGAACAAGACGACAGGUGACCUUUCUUUGGCAAAUGCAAACGUGAAAAUCCAAGGAGGAGCACACGAAGCAGAUGUAUCAUACGGAGAAGGAAGCCUUUGGAAUAAUUCCAUGCUCUCUUUGGAUUUGUUUCCCAGUGACACAGGGAAAAUUUCCAAUAUGACAGAAGAGAUGAACUCGAAUAACUCCCAAUCAAAGGGCGUGGGAAAAAGAUGCGGAAGAAGAACAGAUCCUUAA